This is a messenger RNA of Sordaria macrospora k-hell, 411 nucleotides long. The record is from RefSeq and is a predicted model, not a curated record. Lineage: Eukaryota; Fungi; Ascomycota; Sordariomycetes; Sordariales; Sordariaceae.
AUGUCUGAGUGCGAUUGGGCCCUGCAGUUCUGCCUCACCUGCGACAAGCAGACUGAUGAUGGCGCCGCCUACUGCUCCGAGUCCUGCCGCCUGGCCGACUACGAGACCAACUCCGCCUCCAGCUCCGGUCCUAGCUCCCCCAGCCUGAACGGUCCUUCCUUCGACUGGUCCUUCGACAAGCCUACCUCUUCGAGCAACAAGUCCUACCUCUCCCCCGCCUAUACCUCGCAAUCGAGCAGGACAAUUUCUCCCUCGAGCUCGCACACCAGCCUCUGCUCCAUGAAGAGCACAUCAUCGGCGGGCCUCAGCCACAGCCACUCUGGCAUGUCUGAAAAGGCGGCCCGGGAGCUCCAAGCAUACGCCCACUCGUUCGAGUCCGUCAGACUGCAACGCAGGCGAUCAUCCAACUAA